GGCCAAGAACCAAAAGGCUGCAACUAAUGUGCAGGUACGCGCUUUCUACUCCACCAUCAUCGUUGAAUCAUUUGUAGCUCAAAACUCACCUCUCGAUUGCCUAGGACUUCGAAUCUGACAAGAUGCAUGUCGAGCGAUCCAUCAAGCUCGUUACCGAGCAGCACAACAUUCCGAAGCCCUCGCCUAUGCCCGAGUUUCCUAUGAAGGAAUGGAGCGUCAAGAUCUAUCUCCUCGACCAGGCCGGCAAUGAGCAUCCUGCCAACUGCUUUACCAAGGUUACCUACAAUCUUCAUCCUUCAUUCGAGGACAAGACUCAUCAAACCUUUACCGAUCCUCCAUUCACCUGCAAGAACGAGGGAUGGGGUGAGUUUGAGAUGUCUAUCGAUCUCUUCACUACCGAGAAGGGUGGAAAGACUACCGUUUAUCACGACCUCAACUUCCAGUCACCCAAGUAUGAAGUUAUCCAGUCGGUCACUUUUAAGAAUCCUUCGCAGGCGCUACUUUCUGUUCUUCGCGAGACUGGUCCCAUCCCCAACGAAGACGACUCGAAGGCUGCCGCCAAAGCUCGAAAGGCGAACGAUUUCAAGAAAAAGAAGGCGGCCUAUGACUAUGAGAAGAUGGCUGAAGGUCUAGGCAAACUUAAUGAGGAUGACCUCCUUCACGUUAUCCAGUUGAUCCACGACCACAAGACAGACGACACGUAUACAAAGAACGAUAUGGAGGCUGGAGAAUUCACCGUGGAUUUAUACACCUUGCCCGACCAUCUGUCUAAGAUGAUCUGGGACUUCAUGGUCGACCUGAAGAUGAUCUAAGAAUUUGGGAGUCGAAAAUGUGUUUUGGGUUGCAGCCCAUAUGGUUUGGAAUGGUUUAUUGGUCUUGCGCCGUCAUCAAUUACUGGGCUCGUAUGUUUAUCGUAUUCGUCUCCAUCUUCAGGUGAGCACUAGGUUGCAUUUGCAUUGGGCAUUGGCGUUACGAGUUAGGAGAAGACGUCUCCUUACGGUUGUCUAAAUGAAUAGUGGCAUUGGUUGGCAGGCGGCAAUGGUGACCUUUGGCGUAUGGUUGCGUUUUAACGCUUCAUCCAUCGCGAUAGAUACCCUGCAAUUAUGUAGUCUCCCUGACAAUGCGAAAAAAAGGUUUAGCUUUUUACCAUGUUAUCGACUAUCAUACACGUAUUCUUACGGUGCUAUCCGGGCUUAAGAGAUAUCAAAAUGCCUUGAUACCUGAUAUGUACGCGCUGAAGCAUUGAAGUGUUGGGGGGCUGUCGUAGGCUCAUUUGAAUCAUUGAAGGCUGUGGAGCUGAGAAUGACAUCACAGGCAUCACAAGUUUAAGGCUGAGCGAUCAUCAUCUGACAAGACGCUACGGAGACUUCUGUUUAGUGGGGCUUUGCGGAGAGACCUGGAGAGGUUUUUUUUUCUUUCUUUCUUUCUCCCUCUUCCUCAAAGGUGAGCUAAG
Messenger RNA from Daldinia caldariorum, 1453 nucleotides. Its product is annotated as SAS complex, SAS5 subunit/transcription initiation factor IID, subunit 14. Gene Ontology annotation, molecular function: histone binding. The coding region runs from base 123 to 812 and encodes 229 amino acids. The transcript is spliced from 5 exons. Gene Ontology annotation, biological process: regulation of transcription by RNA polymerase II; chromatin remodeling. Gene Ontology annotation, cellular component: Swr1 complex; NuA4 histone acetyltransferase complex. NCBI's taxonomy places the organism in Eukaryota, Fungi, Ascomycota, Sordariomycetes, Xylariales, Hypoxylaceae. The record is from RefSeq and is a predicted model, not a curated record.